Molecule: messenger RNA, 654 nt
Organism: Capsella rubella
Lineage: Eukaryota; Viridiplantae; Streptophyta; Magnoliopsida; Brassicales; Brassicaceae
Product: ER membrane protein complex subunit 3-like
Biological process (GO): protein folding in endoplasmic reticulum
Cellular component (GO): membrane; EMC complex
Source: RefSeq, a predicted model, not a curated record
AUGGCGGAAGAUCUAGUUCUCGACACGGCGAUUAGAGAUUGGGUUUUUAUCCCUCUCUCUGUCGCGAUGGUUCUCAUUGGAAUUCUCUGUUACUGCGUAUCUAAGCUCAUGCGAUCUUCUCCGACUCCAGAUGCGAAGAUUGUCAAAGAAGGACAAGUUGUUAUAAGGGCAGUUAAGGCCGGUGCUAAUUUUAUCCCGCCUAACCGGGUUAGCCUCUUGAAAUAUUGUUUUCUGCAGGAAAAUGGAUUGCUACUUGUUCCCAAGGACCAAGCUCAAAAUCCUCAAGCCCAAAUGUUUUCUGAUCCUAACAUGGCCAUGGAUAUGAUGAAGAAAAAUCUGUCAAUGAUUAUACAGCAGGUAAGUGAAUUGCUGUUCAUCUCUUCUCAAAUGAGCACUGUUGAUGUUAGCUACGUGAGCAGCCGAUCAUGGUACUUUUUAAAUUUGUUUGGAUUAAGAGGCUUAUUCAGUCUCAUUCUUGAAGAUGAAAAUGCAAUUGAUGACACUCAAAGGAUGAUGCAAAUGGGUGGUUUUGGUUUCUGAUGUAGCCUGAAGUGCUGUGCAUGGAAGGAUUGUCUCGACAUAAUUCAACAUGAAUGUUCUUUACCCCGUUCUGAGCAACGAGCAUAAUUCGUUUCGAGACAACUUGUGUGGUAG